Aspergillus saccharolyticus JOP 1030-1 is the source of this 275-nucleotide messenger RNA. RefSeq lists its product as uncharacterized. The coding region runs from base 69 to 251 and encodes 60 amino acids. The transcript has a single exon. The record is from RefSeq and is a predicted model, not a curated record. Lineage: Eukaryota; Fungi; Ascomycota; Eurotiomycetes; Eurotiales; Aspergillaceae.
ACCUUUUUGAGAAACUCGUCUAGCUGUCUCGCCCUCAUCGCCAGAAAGCUGCAUUCGAUGCAUAGACCAUGGCUGGUCUCCAUCCAGUCUCCCUUCUCGUUUUCGCGUCGUCCGUCGCUUGCUGUGCUCUGGGUGCUUUCGCUUCAUAUGCCGACUACGCAGAUCAGCACGGGAAAAGGUCGCGCUACAAAGGCCACAGGCGAGCGAGAUCUCGCCCGAGGCACGCGAAUGCAAGGCAGCAUGGCGCUUGAGGUUCUCAUGCCUGGUGAAACGGC